CUCUCUCUUCAUCUCUCUCUUCAUCUCUCCCUUCUUUCUAGAGAGAGAAAGCUCCCGUCUUUAUUCUUCCCUUCUUCCCCGCCGUCGAUUCCUGCUGAAUCACUAAACCCUAAUCGAACCCUUUCCUAGCAUCCUCCUCAAAUUUCCUGGUUUGCUAACGCUUUAGGGUUGUCUCUUUCUCUUUUUCUUUUCUUUUUUUCUUUUUUACCUUCUUUGUAAGCAGUUAUAUAUAAUUUUAAUUCAGAUAGGCAAUAGAGAAAUCUAGGGUUUGUAUAUUUUUUUCAGUGAUGGAGCCUCGUGUGGCAAAUAAGUAUCGACUUGGUCGGAAGAUCGGCAGUGGAUCCUUCGGAGAGAUUUAUCUGGGUACUAAUAUACAGACGAACGAGGAGGUUGCCAUUAAGCUGGAAAAUGUGAAGACAAAGCAUCCGCAGUUGCUGUAUGAAUCAAAAUUAUAUAAGAUAUUACAAGGAGGAACUGGAAUCCCCAAUGUGAAGUGGUUUGGUGUUGAAGGGGACUAUAAUGUCCUUGUUAUGGAUUUGCUUGGGCCUAGCCUUGAGGAUUUGUUCAACUUCUGCAGUAGGAAACUGUCUCUGAAGACUGUCCUUAUGCUUGCUGAUCAGAUGAUAAAUAGAGUUGAAUUUGUUCAUUCCAAAUCAUUUCUACAUCGAGAUAUCAAGCCAGACAACUUCCUCAUGGGCUUAGGAAGGCGUGCAAACCAGGUCUACGUCAUUGAUUUUGGUCUGGCUAAGAAGUACAGAGAUGCCACAACACAUCAGCAUAUUCCUUAUAGAGAAAAUAAGAAUUUGACAGGAACUGCAAGAUAUGCAAGCAUGAAUACUCACCUUGGGAUUGAACAAAGCCGUAGGGAUGAUCUAGAAUCACUUGGAUAUGUCCUUAUGUACUUCUUGAGGGGAAGUCUUCCCUGGCAGGGUCUAAAAGCAGGAACAAAGAAGCAAAAGUAUGAGAAGAUUAGUGAAAAGAAAGUAUCAACUUCUAUUGAGGCACUGUGUCGAGGUUAUCCUACAGAAUUUGCAUCCUACUUCCAUUACUGCCGGUCUCUUCGUUUUGAUGAUAAACCAGAUUAUGCUUAUCUGAAGCGCCUAUUCCGUGACCUUUUUAUUCGCGAAGGUUUCCAGUUUGAUUAUGUGUUUGAUUGGACAAUUUUGAAGUAUCAGCAAUCCCAAAUUGCCUCUCCUGCUCCCCGUGCACUUGGUGCAGGACCAAGCUCUGGCAUGCCCCCUACUGGUGCCAUUGUGGAUAGGCAAUCAGCUGCAGAAGAAGGGAGACCUACUGGUUGGUCUUCCACAGAUCCCUCUCGUAGAAGGCACUCUGGACCAAUUGUAAAUUCUGGAAGCUUAGGUAAACAAAAAGGUCCAGUGGCAAACGAUCCUCCCCUUGCUAAAGAUGUGGUAUCUAGUUCCAGUUUUUUGAGGUCAACUGGAUCUUCAAGGCGAGCUGUUGUCUCUAGCAGUCGUGAUCCAGUAAUAAUGGCAACUGAGUCAGACCCACCUCUCACCCGCAUCACUGAUGCUAGCCCAGGAACACUCCAGAAAAUCUCUAGUGGACAAAGAAGCUCGCCUGUACUAUCAUCAGAGAACAAACACUCAUCUUCUGGUAGGAACACAUCAAACAUAAAGAAUUUCGAGUCCACUCUCAGGGGGAUUGAAAGUCUGCAAUUUCAAUAAUGAUGAGAGGUACUAUUAGAAGACAAUGGCCUCAAAUUCUUGUCCCCUGUAUAUUUGAAAGAAGGUAUGCGUUUUAACGCCCUCCGAGUGAAGUAUGUUGUUUGUGUUAUCAUCUCCGUAGAGAAGUCCUGAAUCUGAAACGUUAAAUUUGCAAGUGAGGCAACUGUACUGUAAGUUCUAAUAAGGAGAUACUGGGAUGACUUAUUCCCAUAAAAAAUCAACCUAGGUCAAGUGGUUUUCUCGAAAGUACCUAGGAAGACAGGCUUCUAUCUUAAUACAGUUUUACAUGCCUUAUUCAGUCAAUUUCUGUUUUAUCAUAUACAGCUCGAUUCAUGGUUCAAAACUAUGUUGGCUUUAAAACAUUUUCAACUGGCUCUCGCAUAAUAGUUGUGAAUGAUUGCUAUGUUGAUUAAUUUGGGAUUUUAUGUUCAAUAGCUUGCGCAUUUGCAACACUGAAA
Messenger RNA from Rubroshorea leprosula, 2143 nucleotides. The record is from the annotation of a GenBank genome assembly. Lineage: Eukaryota; Viridiplantae; Streptophyta; Magnoliopsida; Malvales; Dipterocarpaceae.